AUGUCUGAUGAAAGUUAUUCACCUGAAUCUGAUUUAUCCGUUAACAAUGAUCAGGAUAAUCCAGAAUGUUCUCCAUUGAAAAAGUACAAUCUUAGGACAACAGGAGUGAAAUGUAAACGUCGAUAUUCAACUGGAGGAGAAAUUAUAUCAGCCUCAAUAAAUCGUUCAAGGUUCCCAUCAAGAUUUCGUUCAUAUUCAGCAUCAGAUUCACAUAGACCAGGUUCUGUAUCAGGUUCUCCACAAUAUCGAUCACGUUCAGAAACAAAAUUAUCAUCUUCAAUGACAAGAGUAAAACAGUUGCAAUGCAUUAAGAAAACUGUUCAAAUGAUUGAUGUUGGACAUUUACAGGAGCAACUAAAUACAGCCCAUGUUUGCCCAGGUGCAAGAUUAAAAUUUAUUCCUGAUACAGAUACUGCCGUUGGUUUAUUUCAUCGGAACAGUUUAGAAUGUUCAAAAUGUCAUAAACAUACCGAUGCACCAAACUUUCCACCUAAAUAUCCAAUUGAAUCAACAGUGCACGAAUCGAAUGCACGUUUGUAUGCUGUAUCUGCUGCAACUGAUCUUGGCUAUGAAGCAAUUAGUACUCUCAUGUCAUCGUUAUGCUUAUCAAUAACUACAAAAAAACAUUUUAUUGAACAGACACAUAAAGUAUAUUCUACUUUGCAUGAAUUUGCACAAAAGAAAUUUCACUUAUUAAUCAACAAUAUUAGACAGUCGGCGAAUAUUCACGACUUAGAUUCAAUUUUGAAUGUUUAUGCUUCACUUGAUGGUACAUGGAAACGUCGUGGUCAUAUAUCAAAUUAUGGGAUUGUUUUUCUUAUACAUGUAGAAAUUGGCUAUUGUAUUGAUUACGAAGUUCUUAGUUUACGUUGUGAAACAUGUGAUGCAAAAAAAUCCCAGCUAACUAUGUCCCAACUAGCCGAAGGUGCCUCAAGAAUUUUUCAACG
Didymodactylos carnosus is the source of this 947-nucleotide messenger RNA. The record is from the annotation of a GenBank genome assembly. NCBI's taxonomy places the organism in Eukaryota, Metazoa, Rotifera, Eurotatoria, Philodinida, Philodinidae.